AGCGUUGCAUGGAUAUACUUCUGUGAUAUGUGUUUUCUUUUCCUGCAUGCUGCGGAGGAAACACACCAAUUUUAACCGAUAAGCGAGGGAAUUUUUUUCCCCCCAAUUUGGAAUAACCCAGUGUGAGCCAUUUUUGCCAUGCACCACCCGGCGUAGGAAGUACGGCACUUGCACCUCCCCCCCCACAACGGUUACACAACUGCGACAUCUGCGAGGUAGCCAUUUAGCCAUUUUCUUUUUUUCUCGUUUUCUUCUUUACCCUUUUUUAACCCCCCUUCCUGCACACCUCCACGAAUUAUGCACGUCCUGACGCCCUCCCUUUACAUAUAUGCAUUUUUUAUAGUCUGCGUUAGAUUAAAAUGUGGGCGGAGCAAAAGAGUUGCCAACGCCAAACAUGCGACGUACGAUAUGCCCCCCAAGGGGCUGCGCGUGAGAGACAUGCUGGAAAAAACUGCACAGCAGAAUUGUAAUCAGCGGAAGAGGGGGAAAUGUAGGAAGUUUUUUUUUCUCUGGAAAAUGGACAAAAUGGGAGAUACACAUCUGGGGGGUCAGGCGAACGGGAGGAAGAACCUCCUUCGCAGUGAGUCAGCUACGGAUGAAGCAUCAUUGGGGGGGAACCCUCUGAAGGAAAAACUUAAAGAAUCUCCUGCAAACUGGGGAAAGGACAAACAGGAGGAGCAGCAAUCAACAGACCGGCUACCCCUGCCAAAGGUGGGAAACAAAAUGCCAGAGAAGAAGCCUGACUGGUUUCAUGUGCCAGCACCCACAGGCAAAAAGUACAACGAACUGAAAGCAGAUUUGAAGAAACUAAAGCUACACACAGUUUGCGAAGAAGCUCAGUGUCCUAACAUAGGCGAGUGUUGGAAUAUCGGCACGGCAACGAUUAUGUUGUUAGGAGACACGUGCACAAGGGGGUGUAAGUUUUGCUCCAUAAAAACGUCGAGCAAACCUUUGCCACCAGAUGCUAAUGAGCCUUUUAAUACUGCAAAGGCUAUAUGCGAGUGGGACAUCAAUUACGUCGUUUUGACUUCCGUCGAUAGGGAUGAUUUACCGGAUGGGGGAGCUAGCCAUUUUGCAAAAACUAUUGAACUUAUAAAAUUCUCCAGACCAGAAAUUCUGAUCGAAUGUUUAGUUUCUGAUUUUCAAGGAAAUGUAGAUUCCAUUCGCAAGCUAGCCAAUAGCGGCAUGGAGGUUUACGCGCAUAACAUUGAAACGGUUAGGAGGCUCCAAAAGUUUGUGCGUGAUAGGAGAGCAAACUAUGAGCAGUCAUUAUGGGUUCUUAAAACUGCAAAGGAAAUCAACCCCUUGUUGUAUACCAAAACGAGCAUCAUGUUAGGGUUAGGGGAGACUAAGCAGGAGGUUCUUCAAGCCAUGGCAGAUGUAAGGCAGAACAAUAUAGAUGUGAUAACAUUCGGGCAGUAUUUACGCCCAACGAAGAACCACCUUAACGUUGUUGAAUAUGUCUCACCGCAAAUGUUUGAUUACUACAAAGAGGAGGGGAUGAAAAUGGGGUUCAAGUACAUUGCUAGUGGGCCACUCGUUCGGUCCUCCUACAAGGCUGGAGAGUAUUUUAUGAAAAACCUCGUCGAGCAACGCAGGGGAGUUAAGUUGCAUGCGGAGGGGUGA
Plasmodium vivax (malaria parasite P. vivax) is the source of this 1626-nucleotide messenger RNA. Its product is annotated as lipoyl synthase, putative. The record is from RefSeq and is a predicted model, not a curated record. Lineage: Eukaryota; Apicomplexa; Aconoidasida; Haemosporida; Plasmodiidae. Gene Ontology annotation, biological process: lipoate biosynthetic process. Gene Ontology annotation, molecular function: lipoate synthase activity; 4 iron, 4 sulfur cluster binding. Gene Ontology annotation, cellular component: mitochondrion. Bases 298 to 1626 code for a protein of 442 amino acids. The transcript has a single exon.